AUGGCCACCGAUACCGGCUCUCGUCCUUGCUGUAGCAGCCACACAAGCGAAGACAAUAAUACCAACGGAGUCACAAUUGCACCAAAUGGCAAUCACGAAGGCUUCACCGCAGUUCAGACCCGCCAGAAUCCUCACCCACACGUCUCAAGAAAUCCGUACGGCCACAACGCCGGUGUGACAGAUUUCCUCAGCAAUGUCUCCAGAUUCAAGAUCAUUGAGAGUACUCUAAGAGAAGGAGAGCAGUUUGCCAAUGCUUUCUUCGAUACGGAGAAGAAAAUUGAAAUUGCAAAGGCUCUGGACGAUUUUGGUGUAGAUUAUAUCGAACUCACCUCGCCAUGCGCCUCUGAGCAGUCGAGAAAGGACUGUGAAGCUAUCUGCAAACUUGGAUUGAAGGCAAAGGUAUUGCCGCUCUCUUUCCUUCGACAAUAUGGUUUCACUUCGGUAGAAACUGGUGUCGAUGGAGUCGACGUUGUUAUCGGUACUUCUUCCUACCUCCGUGAGCACUCUCACGGCAAAGACAUGACCUAUAUCAAGAACACCGCCAUCGAGGUCAUCAACUUCGUCAAAUCCAAGGGCAUUGAAGUCCGCUUCUCCAGUGAAGACUCCUUCAGAUCAGACCUCGUUGAUCUUCUCUCAAUUUACUCUGCCGUCGAUCAGGUAGGUGUCAACCGUGUUGGUAUCGCCGACACAGUUGGCUGUGCCUCCCCACGCCAGGUGUACGAGCUCGUCCGUGUGCUGCGUGGUGUUGUCAAGUGUGACAUUGAGAUCCAUCUGCAUAACGACACAGGAUGUGCGAUUGCCAACGCAUACUGUGCCCUCGAAGGAGGCGCCACGCACAUUGAUACCUCCGUUCUAGGUAUCGGUGAGCGAAAUGGUAUCACCCCGCUCGGCGGUUUGAUGGCCCGUAUGAUCGCCGCGGACCGCGACUAUGUUCUCAGCAAAUACAAGCUUGAAAAGAUCAAGGAUAUCGAAGACCUUGUCGCUGAAGCCGUCCAGGUCAACAUUCCUUUCAAUAACCCCAUCACCGGUUUCUGCGCCUUCACCCACAAGGCUGGCAUCCACGCCAAGGCCAUUCUUAACAACCCCAGCACCUAUGAGAUUAUCAACCCAGCCGACUUUGGCAUGACACGUUAUGUGCACUUUGCCUCUCGCCUCACAGGCUGGAACGCCAUCAAAUCUCGAGCUCAGCAGCUCAACCUUGACAUGACUGAUGCACAGUACAAGGAGUGUACAGCCAAGAUCAAGGCUCUUGCCGACAUCCGGCCCAUUGCCGUCGACGAUGCAGACAGCAUCAUCCGUGCAUACCACAGAAACAUCAAACUUGGUGAGAACAAGCCACUUCUAGAGUUGACCGAAGAACAGACGGCAGAGUUUGCUGCGAAGGAAAAGGAGCUUGCAGAAAACGGCGUUGAAGUUUCGGCAUGA
Molecule: messenger RNA, 1425 nt
Organism: Trichophyton verrucosum HKI 0517
Lineage: Eukaryota; Fungi; Ascomycota; Eurotiomycetes; Onygenales; Arthrodermataceae
Exons: 5
Coding region: 1-1425 (474 amino acids)
Cellular component (GO): mitochondrion
Molecular function (GO): homocitrate synthase activity
Source: RefSeq, a predicted model, not a curated record